Messenger RNA from Haplochromis burtoni (Burton's mouthbrooder), 8235 nucleotides. RefSeq lists its product as uncharacterized. NCBI's taxonomy places the organism in Eukaryota, Metazoa, Chordata, Actinopteri, Cichliformes, Cichlidae. Bases 171 to 4889 code for a protein of 1572 amino acids. Gene Ontology annotation, molecular function: structural molecule activity. The transcript has 8 exons. The record is from RefSeq and is a predicted model, not a curated record.
AUCCUGCUCAGACCUGUUUCUGAAUAUUGAUAUUCAGAGCAGAUUAAACCUGAGCUCCAUCUGCUCCUGACACACUUGAGACAGACCGCCUGCCUCAGACACCCAGAACUCCAGAACACGACAGAGUUUGUCAAAGGAAGCUUUGAAAAAGCUGAUGAAACUGAAUUGAGAUGAUUUCUUGGCUGGUUCUCCGUGGCAGCAGAGCCGGCGGGUCGGUGUGUCCCAGCACGGCAGCUCCGGGCAGCGGCGGGAGCUCCUGUUUAUCCAGAGAGAGAGCCGCCCUGCAGCAGCUGAACAGGAGGCUGGCUUCAUACCUGCAGCAGGUCAAGCAUCUCGAGGCAGCCAAUCAGAGGCUGGAGCAUCAGAUCGAGGAGGAGCUGGACAGAAAGUGUCCCCGAGAGUUGAGGUGGCUGGACGGACACCUGAGGACCGCCUCCCUGCUGCAGGGCCAGAUCAGUGAAUGUCUCUCGGCCCAGGCUCAGGCAAAGCUUCAGUUACUCGAAGCAGAACUCACCGUCUUCAACCUCAAAGAAAGGUGCCAAAAGGUGCGUGAGCAGUGUACUCAGCUGGAGGCGGAGCUUAGUGACCUCGGGCUGCUGGGGGAGGUCCUGAAAGUUCACAGUCUGCCUGAGCUUCAGAAUCUGCUGAAUGAGCAAAAGCAAGAGAAAGCGGAUCUGCAGACUCAACACCAGCAGGUGGACCACCUGAGACAGACGAGUGUUGGACACCUGGACAAGAACAAGAGCAAACCCAGGUGCAAGACUCAGCUGUCCAUGCAGAGCAUUUCACAGGUGACCUUUGACCCUUCAUUGGGGUCAGACGCUGACAGAGCCGAGCUAGAAGCAAUGAGGAGAGAAGUGUGCUGUCUGACAGCAGAACUGACGCGACUUCAGGCUGCGGUCUUGGUGUUGGAGUCCUCUGGUCGGGAGCAGAAGGAGUCAUUACUCCAGCAGCUGGUGGUCCUACAGGAGUCAGCAGAUGGUUUGUGCAGAGACCUGGACUCGGUGCUCCAGGCUGCAGCACAGCAGGCUGCAGACCAGCAGUCACUGCUGGACGUCAAGAACCAACUGGGGUCCGAGAUACAGGACUACAAGCAGCUGCUGGACAGCGCGGACCGUCAGGGAGUUUCACAUGUCGACUUUAACUCCAAGCCAGAUGUCAGAUCUUCCUGUCUUGAGACCAGAAAACCCACAUUCAGGAGCAACAAGACGGUGAACAGAACCGUCGGUGUUCAUGGCGGCCGCGUUCACACUCUUGAACAAACACCAAUAGUUUCACCGAAAACAGCGACUGCAGCCCAGUCAGAUUUUGUCCACAACAAACAUCCAAAUAACUCACCUAGAACACUGACCAAGCCUCUGAUGGAGACCAUCCAAAACUCUGAAAACCAGAGAACAGUAGUGCUUUAUAAAAAAGUGUGCAAGUCCAUCAUAUCUACAGAGACAGGCAACAGACAGAGGAGCCCUGUGGAAGUUCUUACUAAAGAUCGUGAUGUUGGGGCUCAAACUAGCCGAGACGUGCGAGCUUUGGUCAAGACCUUUACUUCCAAACAAGCUGGUUCACUCUCUACUGACACAGGGACAGACAUGGAAACUAACAAAAACACUCCUUCUGCAGGACCAGACGUAAUUCAAAAAACACAUUUUGUAAUGUAUGAGACCUCGUUUCAUCUCUGCAAACCAGUUGCUGUUGAGGUAAAAGUGAGAGAAGCUUUCAUCUUUACUCAGAUGGAUCCAAUUGAAGCCUCCUUCCAAACAAAGGAAAAAGAUCCAACAAAGAUCAUCAUCAGGGAGGCUGAGACUCCACCAGAAGCUGUCAGGGACAUGGAUGAAAAUGUCAGUACAGUGCACAAGCCAGGAUCUCCUCCAGUGUUUAGAUCAAGUAAGGCUCAGGUAGCCCUUAUGAAAGAAACCGAUACAGGAACAAAUGGAAGGUCUGAAACAGUAGACACAGAAGAUGUUCUAAUCCUUGAUCAGAGUUUGGGAUUGUCCAAAACUGAACUGAAGAAACUCAUAGAAGACAAACCUGCAGUGCAUGACAAUGAACAUUUUUUGUCUAGUAUCUCAGAAAUUAAUAACAAGCUUCACAGUAAAACUACAAGUGCUGAGAACGUAAAGGAAGAAGUAGACAAAGUAGAAGAACUCCACGACUGCAAGGAAGUGAAGAUGAACCAUCUUAAAUCAGAAAAUGAGCUGAUAAAUCUGCAAAGUCAGGAGAUAUAUUUCAGUACUACAAACUCAGAAAUGUCUUUAAGCCUAACUGAUUCUGGUGUGGCUUUAAGUUCCUCCAGCCCUGAAGAGCAUCAGAGUCCAAGAGAAGAGGAAUCAAUGAGUCCAACAAAGCCAGAUGCAUGCUUGAAUCCAGAAAAGUGUUCAGUGAAGAGUUCCACUGAGCCAGAACCGGAUCUCACACCAAACGAUCCACACAUAUGUUUAAACCCAACUGAGGAUAUGACUGAGGUGGAUGAUGGGCUUGUAGACAGAAAGGAAGAAGCAGAAGAUACUUUGAUUGUCCUGAGUUUAGAUAAAAGUUUAAUAAAUAUGUCCAACAACAAACUUGUGAAGGAUGCAGAUUCAUGGACCAGUGUCGGCAUUUCUUCUCCAGAAAGCAAGGAAAACCAAAAGUGUUAUAUCCAACAUACAGAUAGUUUAAAGGCAGAAGUGGAUGAAAUGAAAACAGUCAACAAUGCCAGCGAGGUAAAGCUGGAUCCAGUCGAGUCUAAGAAGGAGACAGGUGAUCUUUCAGGUGAAGAGGCGUCAAGUUUAACAGAUUCUGGUGUCGGUUUGAGCUGUUCCUCUUACGAAGAGCUACAAAGUCCAAAAGAAGUCCAUUUGUCAGUUGGUGAAACAAAUUCACCCAGCUGCUUGAGCCCAAAAAUAUGUGUGAGUCCAGAUGAGACCGAGGUCAUGCUAAACCUUACAGAUCAGGUGUUUUGCCCAGUAGAUGUGGAAGACCACAUUGCAAGUCCUGAUCUACUUCCGAGUCCAAAUGACCCAGAAAAUUACCUCAGCCCAAAUGACUCAGACGUAUGUCUCAGUCCAGAUAGUGAUGUAAAAGAAGAGGCAGGAAGUCUGAAUCUAACUGAGGCAAAUGCACGUGUUCACCCAGGAGAGAAAUUCAUUCUGUCAACAAAAGAGGACGGACAGUCGGUAUCGUUUAGUGGAGAUGGGUCAUUGCCAGAAGACAGAGAUACGAAAGUCAUAACGUCAGAGGGAAACCGGGGUGUGCUUUUUAGGCCAUUUAAAGGUUAUGAAGGAAGGGGAAUUAAGCUGAAUGGCACAAAGAUAAGUUCUAGACCAACCAGUCAGAGAAGCAGCCUUCAGGUGAGCAGCAGUCAUGGAGGCUCGGUGUUUGGAGAUGGACGAAGUAUCAUAGCAGACAGAGAGGAACAGCUUGGUUUUGGAGGCCUUUAUCGCAGAAGAGAUGCAAGAAGGUCCAGAGGCAAAGAUGUAAGUGGUCCUGCAGAUGAAGAUAAGAUAGGAGGUGUGACUAUGAAUAGAGGUAUGAGGGGGCAGAGAAACAGUGACUGGCAAGCGAAGAACCAAACAGGUAAUGCCGAAGAAGCAAGCUUUGGAAAUACCCUUUCCAACAGAGGAAUGGCCUUUAGCAAGCCAGGAGGUUUUAGCAACAGUGGAGAUGCACAAGUGGGUACAGCAGCGGUAAAGGGAAGAUUCAGUGGAGACUUGAUGGCUUAUGGUGGCUGCUUGGGACAUAUGAGUGUCAGCUUACCUAACUCAGGGAGAAAGGAACAUCUUCCAGAAGACGGGAGAUUUGGAAGUAGGGGGUGGAUGGUUUAUGGUGACAGUCUUAUACGCCAGAACAGCUUAGACGCUGGGACUAGCUUACCCAAUGAAAGGGGUGGAGAAAACUCAUCCAUGAACGGAAAUCUUGCGACAAGUCCACCAGAAGCAGGGAGAUUUGGGAGGAGAGGGAGUGCAGAGUGGAUAUUUUACGAAGGCAGUCUUGGACGUAAGAACAGCUGGGCUGGCAGCGAUAGCUCGCUGAGUGCUGAGAGCAAAGAACGCCUUUCACCUGCCACAAACUCGGCCACAACCCCACCAGGAGCUGGGAUAUUUAGCUGUGGGGAGUUGAAGGUUUACGGUUGGCAUGCUGGAUGCAUGAGCAGCGAUAGCAAAGACUGUCGCUCAGCAGCCACGCACAUAGCAACAAGCCCACCAGGAACACCAGGAGCAGGGAGGUUCAGCAGUGGGGCGUGGACAGUGUAUUGUGGGAGUCCUGGUCGUGUGAGCAGAGCUGAUAGUGCUGACAGGGUCAGCAGCAGCCAGAUGGUCAGUCCUCCCAGCAGCUACGUCAGCAGUGGGCGUAGACUCAACAGUGCUGGAAGUGGUGGCAGGCUGAGCUCGGCCAGUGUCGUGAGGCGCAGCAGCAGCGUGGGGAGAUUCACCGGCACGGGCAGCGGCGGAUGGAAACCUGUUUACAGCUCAGCGAGUGGGCACAGCGUGGGGAGUGCAGGGUGGGGCGGGGGAGAGAGGACAACCAACAGGCAAAGAGCUCCGAGCCCUGGGAGGAGGAUCGGGGGCAGUGGGGGGUGGCUAAGCAGUUCAAAGGCUGCUGGGAACCGGAUAACCGGCGCAGGAAGCGGAUCCAAAGUCGCUGGUAGCAGUGAUAGACUCAGCAGUCAUGCUGGAGGGAGGAUCAGCAGUUCAGGGAGGACCAAUAACACCGGGGGCAGGGUCAUCAGCAGCAGCGAUCGGCCAAUCAGGAGCACGGGAAGCCAAGCCGGAAGCAGCAAGGAGAAGAUCAGCGUCUGCAAGAUGGCGGCACUAAUGAUCUCAGCUGCAGGGAGGGAGAGAAGUCAGGAGAGACAACGACAAGCUCAGAGAGCCCGACAACCACGACAACAACAAGAACAACAACAGCAACCAUGACAACAACAACAAGAACAACAACAAAAGGCUGCAGGUGAGAUCAAAGUCGCAAAGACAACAAUACAAACACAUCUGAGGAGUUCAUGUCCAGCAUGAAGAGAAAGUAAUGCAGGCGACACGAGCAAUGACCUGAUCUGAAAUAAGAACAUCGUUGUGGGGUCUUUACUUUUCAGUAUGAAGCAGCGUCAGGUGACUGCUGUUGUGAUUCGGUGGCUUAUAAAUAAAGCUGAAUUGAACUGACGCAUGCACACGUUAACUUUCUCGGAUUACUGAGGCUGUUUUCAAACAUGCUGAAAAAAGAAAUCCAGGUGCUCGAACUCGGAGUAAAUGUUAUUCCCAACAGGCUUAAAACACACAAAGCCUGAGCUCAUGGAAAUCUGUGCUUUUGAGUCUAAAUGCCUGGAUCGACGCUUCUGACGUCUGCAUUAAUUUCUGUGAAACUAAAGAACAGUUGAUAGGUACAGCAGGGAGAAAACACGGAGCAUCUAACCUGUGUCGUAUGAAGAGGCAAAGCUGUUUGUUCCUUUGUUUUGUUUACAUACAGACCGUUUAUUUAUACGUUCAGAUGUUUUCAAACGUACGCGCUGUGAUGAAGCGUCACUCUGUUUAACAGCAGUAAGAAUGGCCUCUCUUGCCUUGCAGCUCCCUCGCCUCUCAUCCAGCGCUCGCUGACCACAGGUGUCACGGUCAUGACCUCUGACCCUGAGGGCAUUGAUGACAUCAUGCAAGUCUGAGUAGGGUGAUAUUUUCUGAUUCUUUUUCUACAUUAAAUAGUGAUUUUUUUCUCAUAAGGACAUUAAAGACUGACAGGAAGGACAUGCAGCAAAGGGCCGCAGGUCGGAUUCAAACCCGGGCCGGCCGCACUCAACCGUGCAGCAUAUGGCUGUCUGAUCAUCCCACUGAGCUGAACCAGUGCCCAUAGAUACUGAAUUUAAUGGAGCCAUGACCACACAGCAGUUUUUAUCUCUAUGUGUUGAAUAUUUUCAGCCUGACAGGUACAUAGGCAGCAGACAUCCUCGCCAAAUCUUUUGGCUGACAAACACUUUUAAGCUCUGAAGCUGUUUCAUUCACACUGAAAGUGUCACAGUCCAAAGACGAAAUCAGUGUUUUGUUUCCAAAUCUCAGAGAGUUAAAAUAUGAUGAUGCUGGAAGAAUGACGUGUAGAACAUGAUGCUGUUACGCAACAGUACAUGGAGGACAUGUACCGCAGUCACGUAUUUAAAAUACAAAACAUGAGUAACUGUAUUCAGUUACAGUUACAGUUGAAAAAGGUGGUAAUCAGAAUACAGUUACUUUGUUGAAAUAAGUGGAUUACACGGCGGUCUUUUCCUGUUUCAUAUGUUCGGCUCUGCUCUAUUUUUGGUAAUUCCACGCCGGUGGAAACCCAAACAAACACACAUUAAGAGGCUCUGAUGUCUCAGUCUCACGGCCCAGGUCACCUGUACUUGCAUCCUGGUGUUGGUGUGGAGAGUAACCUUCAGUAAUAGUAAUAGAUCACACAGCAAUAGGACAUUCAUGUAGUUGUAAAAAGCAUGAUAAUAUAUUAAGUAAUCCAAAGUAUUCAGAAUACGUUACAAAAUACAUUUUGGGGCAUGUAAUCUGUAAUCUGUAGUGGGAUACAUUUUAACAGUAACCUUCCCAACACUGUUAACAAAUACAUGUUAAAAAGAAGACAUAUGUUUCACAUUUAGAGGACAAACCACAGGUUUGGGCUUUAAAUGGUUAAGAGUCUCAUCAGCUGGUGUCAUUUCCUUAGUUAAUAAUAACUUAGAUUUGUAUGACAUCGUACAAGAAAACCACCUUUUAACGUUUGUCUUCUUUAUGCGGUGAAACAAAGCAGAUUCUUCAGGUGUUGCAGUGACAUCAGGAGGCAAAGGUGCUUCAUCAGCUUCUCCUAAAAGUUCAUGUUGAGCAACAUACGACAGUAAGCACCAGGAGCAGAUUAACGUUGCAGUCUUAUCCUCGCUGGGGAUUGUUUUUAAAUGUCGAGUCCAAUAACAGCUUGUUCAGGUUCUGUUUUCCAUCUUUAUCAGCAUCCUUCUGUGUUAACCAGAGAAAUCUAGUUUGUACACUUUGACCUGGAAAAUAAAGCUGAAUAUUAAUCUGUGCCCCGUUUCCUCUUUAAGAACAUGAAAGCGAUAAAGUCAUGAACCACCCAAAGUGUCUGAUGAGAACGUUUUAACUCAGGUUGUGAAACAGACUCAAACAGACUCACUGCUGCUGGCUUUGUAAAGUAGUUUAGUUCUGUAGCUCUUAGUGAAACACGCAGGAAGAGCACAGUGGGCUUUCCUUCAUCAGCAGCCUGAACGCAGGGAAAACCUCUGAAAUCUGAGGUCAAUGAAUACACGGCCUCCACCUAUGACUGCUGCACAUUCAGUCUAACCACCAGAGGGCAGCAGAGACAAAGUGACCUUCCUCCAUACUCUCUCCUCAUCUUCUUACUCAGUGGUGCAUCAGGAGUCUUUCUCCGUGAAUCAUAUUGAAAUGAUAAGUAUGUUUGUAAAAAUCAGGCAUCAUUUUAUCAGCUCUAGUUUUUGAGUAUUUUCAGUGUAUUCAUACAUUGUUAGGUUCAUGUUCAGCUGCUCAUUAAAGCAAAUUUCAGCUGGACGCGGUGAAGAUGACCUGCUGACACAGGUAAAUAUGGAGCUCACUGCACACCUGUGACUAUAAUUAUUUUUAUACUUUCCCAAAGCUGAAGUUCUACAAACAAGACGGGACUGAAUUAUAGGUCUCCUGCUUAAAUUAUAUUCAAGCUCACAGUUUGCAUCAUUGGGGGAUGACUGAGACUGACAGGUGGAUCUGCUAGCUGUCUGAUAGGUAUCAAUACACCCCAAAACCACAGGCUGUCACAUCCCUGAGCAAAGAUCGAAACAUCACCAUAUUACCAGCCGUCUAAACACAACGGAUUAUCACACAAAUUUACUACACUCCUCAGAGACAACAAUACCUAUGAAGCCUGAACACAAGACCCCACAAGCAAGAACAGAAAGAAAGUUAUCAGUUUACUACAGCAACUUGAAAAGGAUUAGAGCUGAGGAUAGAGUUGUGGCCAAAGGUUUUGAGAAAGACACAAAUAUUGGUUUUCACAAAGUUUGCUGCUUCAGUUUUUAGAAUAGCAUAUUGCAUAUACUCGAGAACGUAAUGAAGAGUGAUCAGAUGAAUUGCAAAAGGAGCUGCUGGCAUCAUUUCAAUAAUCUUCUCAUUAACUCAGGUGAGAAUGUUGAUGAAGAAGAUGAAAGAUGAUUCAGCUGUGGGAUCGCCACUCCUGCGGUUUGCACAGGAAUGGCAGCAAAGACUUUUGGAAGAUGGCCUGGUGUCAAGAAAGUCAGCAAUGAAGCCACUUCUC